Truncatella angustata is the source of this 921-nucleotide messenger RNA. RefSeq lists its product as uncharacterized. Bases 270 to 869 code for a protein of 199 amino acids. NCBI's taxonomy places the organism in Eukaryota, Fungi, Ascomycota, Sordariomycetes, Amphisphaeriales, Sporocadaceae. The record is from RefSeq and is a predicted model, not a curated record. The transcript has a single exon.
UGCGCCAACCGCUUACAAGCUUAUUGUUAGCGCCAUUCACGAUUUUAUGUCUCACGUUUCCGUCGCAAUAAUUCUCCUGGACAUUUGCUUGCAUCUCACGACUCCGGACCUGAUCCCCUUCAGGCCACCCGAACGCUUCUGCUGCUGGUCAGCUCAAAUGAUGGAAGGACACCCACCUUUGAGUUCACCGAACAAUCACCUGGUACAAGAGGUUUCCAACGGUUUCUUCCACGGGGCUGCUCGCGAAGAAAGUCAAACGAGCUUCACUCAUGGAUCUAGCUCAAGCAAUUUGGUCUUUCAGCAACAGUGCCAGCAUCACUUUGAUUCCUCUCAGAAUCCGUUCUCGGCACAAUUCGAUGACACAACCGGAAGACCCCGGCUACGGGGCUUCCCAUGGCCCUUACAACAUGACCAUCAUGGUGAAUGCACUGCUGUCCCAGUCUGCAUUCAGACCUGACGUGGCCCAUGCCGGACAAGCACGAUACAGCACCAACGGCUCAUCUGGUGUAGUACAGCAGAUGACCCCAUAUGCUGGACAGUCUCAUAAGAACCACCUUGCCAGUCAGCAGUACUACAUGGCCCAGAGUGCGCAUGUGUCUGCUUAUUACAACGCGCAACUACUACCUUCACAGCAACAAGCUAAUCUGUUGCCGAUAUACAGUGCGCAGCAACUACCAGUCGCCGGUUAUUACUACCCUUCUGCAAACCACUAUCCCAGCUCUGACUCAGCCAUGACCGGAAAUGUGAUAUCCACCCAAUAUUUACCGUAUGAUCCACGUCGGAACUCACGCGCAAUGUACCAAGGUCAAGCUGGCGCCGGUGGAUCUGCUGCUUGGGACGGUGGGUGCAUGAGGAUGACACGCUGCUGAACACGACCAAAUACUUACAAUGACGCCCAGGUACUUACAAUGGGCGGGCCAG